This is a messenger RNA of Saprolegnia diclina VS20, 1770 nucleotides long. RefSeq lists its product as hypothetical. Bases 15 to 1520 code for a protein of 501 amino acids. The transcript is spliced from 5 exons. Gene Ontology annotation, cellular component: Golgi apparatus; membrane. Lineage: Eukaryota; Oomycota; Saprolegniomycetes; Saprolegniales; Saprolegniaceae. Gene Ontology annotation, biological process: transport. The record is from RefSeq and is a predicted model, not a curated record.
GCGAGCCUUCGACGAUGAUGGCAGGCAGCUUGCGGCGUUUGGCCAGCGCGCUCCUCCUUGGCGCCUACGCGACCUGCGGCUCGAUCUACCCGGUCGCCAACGAGCUCAUUGUCGACGCCUCGUCGCCCGCGGACGCCAAGGUCGCCUACUUCCCAUUCCAGCGCGCCGAAAAGAUGUUUGGGUCCAACCACGGCCCUCUGUUUGCUGAGCAUGGCGCGUCGUCCGUCCACCUCAACAUCUCGGGCGUGAACGUGUCGUCGGCCAUGAACGGCUGGCGCCUCGUGGUCUUCCACUACCAGGCCGACAACCUCAACGCACUCGCCGACGCCGAGGGCAACCUCGCGCUCUUCGCCUGCUCGCAGCUGCAAUCGGAGCUCGCAAUGGCCGGCAUGCACCACUUUGAGCGCCGCGAAUUCCCAAUCGUCAAUCGAUCGGUCAUCGCGUCGACUAACUACAAGGUCAACAGCAGCGGCUGGAUCGACUCGCUCGUCUUCGUGUGCUCAGAUCAGCACGCAAGCCAGGACGCGGUGCAGUUUACGGGGACGCUCACGGUGCGGAACCCGUACGGUCUUUUGCCAGCCGUCUUUUACGGUCUCUUGCCCUUCAGCGGGUUUCUCUCGCUUGGGUAUCUCGUGCUUGCCUUCUUCUUUGCCAUUCUUCUCUGCAUCCACCGCAAGGAAGCGAUCGCACUGCAAGUCGGGAUCUUUGCCGUCCUCGUCCUCGGCACGGUGUCGUCGGCGAUUUGGUUUGUAGCGCUCUACGAGAUGAACGAGGUCGGCCAGCCCUUUAGCUGGCCAUUGCCGCCGUUGUACGUUGCUGCCGUGGCCUGCGACGCCGGUAUGCGCACGUUUGCACGCAUGAUUUUGUUGGUUGUCUGUCUCGGGUACGGUAUUGUCAAGGACACGCUGCCGCGUCUCGAUAAGGUGCUUAUUGUCGUCAUGUCGCUGGCGUACUUUGGCACGGGCGUCGCCGACGACUUGAUCCGCGAAGCCACCGCCGACCGAAGCCGCGGUCUCCGCGGUCGGUCGCCGUCGAUCUGGGCGCUGCUCCAGCUCGCGUGCAACCUCGUGUUUGUGCUGUGGAUCUACCUCUCGCUCGAGACGAUCCUCAAGGACCUCCGGUCGGCCAAGCAGUUUGCCAAGCUCCAAAUGUACGAGGCGCUCGCAUACAGCCUCGGCGGCUUUGUGCUUUUCUUUACGCUUCUGACGGGCGUCGCGGUCUCGGCCCGUGUCGGCCUCUUUGAGUGGCGCACCGAGUGGGAGUGGACGCAGCUCGUCGCGUGGCCCGUCCUCAACUUUAUCGUCUCGGCUGCCAUGUGCGUCAUUUGGCGCCCGACCGCGCGCUCGAUCGCGUUCGCGUCGCAGCUGCCGAUGGAAGAUAUUGAAGAGGACGACGAGCAUGACGACGACGACGACGAGCAUGCUCUCAAGGAUAAGAAGGACGUUGUCGCCAACAUCUCGCCGCGCUUUACCGUCGGCGAGGACGACGAUGACGACGAGGUGCUGCAUAGCAAGGUGUAGACGUGCGUUCGACUAGAGACUUUACAAUCGAUCAUUUUGGACAACUUGUCAUGCUUGAAGUCGACCACAUGAGAUUGUCGAGCGAGGGAUCGAACCAUGUGAACGUCGGUCGACAAACGCUUCGUACCGCCCGAGGGCCUGCGAGCAUCCUGGAACGUUCCAGAUAAUACCAUUAUCGCAUUGUGAGAGCCAUGCUAACUAGUUCUUGCAACACUUUCACCAGAUUCGAGCCACUAUUAAUAUAUCUACC